AUGGCCCGCUGCAACAUCACCAAGCUCACCGGCGCGGCCGCUCGCGCCCUCCCCAUCGCAUCGCAAGCCCGUUUGGCAGUCCCGCGCCGCUCUGCUCUCCUCUUGUCCGCCUCCAAGCCUGCUGCCUCUGUUAUCCCGGCCCGCAAGCUUUUCACAACGUCGGCCGCUUCUACACGCGGUAUCAUGCCCGAUACUGACGACCCCAAGGUCAAGGAGACGCCCACGGAAGAAGUCAAGAUGAAUGUCGUUGAACUCACAGAUGCCGAAUAUCACGAACUAUCCGACGCUCACCUCGAGACCAUUCUUACGCAGCUAGAGGAGAUAGCUGAUGCUCGUGAGGGUGUUGACGUUGAGUAUGCUGCCGGUGUUCUCACUGUCACUUUCCCGGAGGUCGGCACCUAUGUGAUCAAUAAGCAGCCCCCCAACAAGCAGAUCUGGCUCUCGUCUCCCGUUUCAGGCCCCAAGCGCUACGACUGGGUCGUUGUUGGCGACUCGCAGAACGACAAGGAAGGAACUGCUGCCGGCGCAUGGGUCUACGCUCGUGAUGGCAGCACCCUUGACGACCUUUUCAUGAAGGAGCUUGACAUCGACCUUAGUAUAGCCCCGUCAACCUACGGUGAGAAUCAGUCGUAG
Messenger RNA from Colletotrichum graminicola M1.001, 633 nucleotides. RefSeq names its product frataxin. The record is from RefSeq and is a predicted model, not a curated record. Lineage: Eukaryota; Fungi; Ascomycota; Sordariomycetes; Glomerellales; Glomerellaceae. Gene Ontology annotation, cellular component: mitochondrion. The transcript is spliced from 2 exons. Bases 1 to 633 code for a protein of 210 amino acids. Gene Ontology annotation, molecular function: iron chaperone activity; ferrous iron binding; 2 iron, 2 sulfur cluster binding. Gene Ontology annotation, biological process: iron incorporation into metallo-sulfur cluster; intracellular iron ion homeostasis.